Molecule: messenger RNA, 3360 nt
Organism: Polypterus senegalus (gray bichir)
Lineage: Eukaryota; Metazoa; Chordata; Cladistia; Polypteriformes; Polypteridae
Gene: tmem119a
Product: transmembrane protein 119a
Exons: 2
Coding region: 651-1820 (389 amino acids)
Biological process (GO): positive regulation of osteoblast differentiation; positive regulation of bone mineralization; ossification
Cellular component (GO): plasma membrane
Source: RefSeq, a predicted model, not a curated record
UACAACACACAGAACACUUUGAAUCUGCAGCAUUUAUGUGAAGACUGCUGUUAAAAGUAUCCGUAGUGACUUAAUGAAAUAAACUAGCAGCUAAUUGAAGGCUUCGCGCUGUAAUGAAAUCUGGAACCCGCAGCAGCCCAUGAGAUGGAAAGGGCCGACUAAGAAAGGCCAUGUGCUUCCCCGGUGCGGACUUAUGGCAGCUCUGAAGUUAUUCCCUGUGCAGUUAAGAGAAGUACAACCCCUACAACCCCCUCCCUCCGACAGAUGUGCUGUUUAAAAGGUUCGCUCUCCAUCAGCAUGCACAAAGUCGGCUGGAGGAAGUCUGCAGUGUUUCUUUCUCUUUCUCUCACUCCCUCUUUCUGAGCCAUAUUGAGACCGAGCCUAAUCAAAACAAUCUGCCUGUAAAAUACCCUGCCGGCUCCCUUCAACAUCCGCAGAGGCCAGAAGAAAGAAGCAGAGGGGAGGAAAACAUUUUCCUGCAGUUUGAAAGUUUUGGUUUGUUUUUUUUUUUUUUUUAAAUCUGAAUCAAGGCAACUCGUAGAAGAAGACAAAGAGAGAGAGAAGACCAGCAAACGUAGGGGGAAGACAAAGUCACUGCAAUCCAAAACAUCCUGUGGUAUUUAAGGAUAUACGUUCAUCUUAUCAAUACAAUGAGGAAAACACAAGCAUUACGGAGCUGCAAACUGCUCAAUGGCAGCAUGGGUCAAAGGGUUCUUUUACUGUCCAUGACGUGUCUCUUGCUAAUGUGGCCCUGCUGCUGUGACUCAAGGUCACUGCACUCUACGAUAGCCAUGACCUCCGAGGAACAGAGUGGCGAUGAGGAGAUUUCUGUCUUUACAACCCACUCAACUGAGAUCACCCCUCAGAUUUCCACUACAAUGACUACCAGUGCCACAAGAAUUCCAUUGAAGCCUUUCAACCUACGCAAGAUUGUGCAGUUUCUUCAGGAGAACAUGUUACUGAUCAUCGUUGUGGCUUCAUUGCUAGCGGUCAUCAUUUUUAUUGUUUGUUGUGCUUCUGUACUUCGCCAUAAACAUAAAGUCAAUGCUUAUUAUCCAUCCUCAUUUCCCACCAAAAAAUAUGUGGAUCAUCAGGAUAAGGCAGGAGGCAGCAAAAGCUUCAAUGAAAUACCGGAGAAGACCACUAACUGCCAGAAUGUGGAACAGGUGGAUUCCACUAAGCAGCUCCAAGCAGACAUUAAAGCAGCAGCCCAAAGCCUGAGAUCUCCUUCUAAGGCUCCACUGAACACUCAAGACCCUAAACUAUCCCAGCAAAACGCAGACGUCACAGCUCCACAAAACAAUAUUGAACUUCCAGGAAACUCCUUACAAACACAAAAAGAUUCUGUCACACUAUCGUCACCUUCGGUGAACAGGUCACCAGAGAUCAGUCACCAUCAGUUGCAGGAAGCUUGUCCGAAUCAAACAACAACUCCCCAAGACUCAGACCCACCCGCUACAUCCAUUUGUCAAGACAUUCAGAAUAAAGCUGCAAGUCAAGAGGCUGAACUGGUCAAUCCAGAAAAUGCAGUCGUUCACCAAGGCAAUCAGGAGUGUCAGCCAAGCAGUUUGGAGAACCAGGAAGUGAUUCAAUCAAAUAGCCAGGAGACCCAGGAAGUGGUUCAGCCAAACAGUUGUGAGACCCAAGAAGUAGUUCAGGCCAGCAGUGAGGAGACCCCGCAAACAGUUUGUCCUGAAACUGAGAAAGUACAAGGCGCUUCUGUGACAAUUGAGCCAACCACAGCUGCACUAUGUGAGGAAAGUCAGAGCUCUGCCACCCCAGGAUGCCCAAAUAUUAGUGGGGAGACCACUGCAUUUUAGAAACGGACAAGCAGCGGGUAUGUGAACCCAAAGGCUCUGGUUUUUGUUCAUCAUGACAAAACACCACAGUGCCAUUUUCUAGCUUCCUAAAUGUCUGCUUUUACAGUUUGUUCUUAGAUACAAAUUGAAAUCACCGGAAAUAGUUUCAGCAAAAACCCAGAAACCCUUCAAUGGGACACUGUUGGUAACUGGGACUCAAGGGUAUGCCAGUGACCUUUGAGCAACAUUCCUACAGUGGAAUAUUGACAAGUGCUCCUUCACUUUGGGUAACCAUUUACAUUCCAAAGUUCACUUUUUUUUUUGCUUACACUCGUUGAGGUUGAACCUUUGUUUACGAGUUUGUUUUUUAGAGCCUGGCGAUAUGGAAAAUGUGGGGUUACGUUCUGCAUUGGAGCCUCACAACACGCUUUACUGAAAGCAUUCACAGACACUGAAUGAUUUUUAUACAAAGCCAAAGAGUAGGACCAAGUCUUAUACAAUUCUGGUCUUGUGUAUUGAUUAUUUUCUAAAUACCUAUACUUUUUUUUUUUUAAAAAGAAAAAGAUUCUUGUAUUAAACUUGAGACAUGAGACUCUAUGGGCUACUGCUUGUCAUGAGUAUCAGUCAUUAACUUUCUUCAAUUCGUAGGAAAUCGUAUUUUAAAAAAAAAAAAAAUGAAUGCAGUAUGUAUCUCAAUUUUAUUUUUUAGUUUAAUCUUAAGUUACAUUAACCAUAGUUUAGGGGAAAGGUGCAUGUAGGAAGAUCAUAUCAUAUUGCUAUAGAAAUUGUGAUCAGUAUAUAAGGAACAUAUUUGGAGUUUUUGUUUUCUUGUGGCCUAACCAGGUGUGUUAUGUAGACCCAAGAGAGUCUGCCAAAGCUGUUCAGGAGGGUCCAAGGGAAAUUAAAAUGUCUUUUUUAUAUCAACUUACAUUGCAUAUCCUUCAAAGAAUGUGCUUGGUAAUGGAUGUGUCCGAGACUGUUUGGUGGCUUCAUGUCAAGAGACGUUUCUCUUUCAGCUCUGUUAAAACGGCUCUUUGUUGCUCCAGAGGCCCAUAGCCCAAAGUGGCAUGUUUUCACCACUCCAUGGAGGUGUUGGAUUUCAUUUGUUUUUUUUUUUUUUUUUUUAUCACAUCACCACUAACAAAUGCUUGCUAGAAGGGAGCUUCAACUCAAGUCUGCAAUUCAUUAUUUUAUGUUCUAUAUGGUAACAUGAACAAUAUACCCCAAUGAGCCACAAUCAAUUAAUCAAUCAAUCCUUAUUUAUUUAGGACUUUGCACGUUCACAAGGUACACAUCUCUGAAAAGAACACCACAAUAAAAAUUACAUUCUUCUACACCAGCAGCUAUGCCACCCUAAAGCUCUUGAUAAGUUUUGCUGUGCUUUUUAAACCAUCAUUGCAAGUAUACUGCUUCUUCUAUUUAUACCUUCAUAGAACAUCGGAAUGUUUUUAAUAAUGUAUUCAUUAAAUGAAUUGUCUUUUUUUUCUGGAGUGAAUUUUGAAACUGCAAUUUGAAAUGAAAAUAAUUAGACCAAUAAAGAACUAACUUCAAAUAAAGUGUC